Molecule: messenger RNA, 1505 nt
Organism: Phlebotomus papatasi
Lineage: Eukaryota; Metazoa; Arthropoda; Insecta; Diptera; Psychodidae
Product: zinc finger protein 224-like
Exons: 1
Coding region: 176-1432 (418 amino acids)
Biological process (GO): regulation of transcription by RNA polymerase II
Cellular component (GO): nucleus
Molecular function (GO): DNA-binding transcription factor activity, RNA polymerase II-specific; RNA polymerase II transcription regulatory region sequence-specific DNA binding; zinc ion binding
Source: RefSeq, a predicted model, not a curated record
CCGGUUAGGAUUGCCAGAUUAAACAGUAAACGUCACUCCGCUCCAAAAAGAAAGUUUUUGUUUAUUUCAUAAUUUUUUGGUAUGGUAAAAUUGGAAGUACAAACAUUACUACACAGACUACAUAUAAGUUAGUCAUUUUAGCAAAAGAGGAUUGCAGUAGAAACGCUAAGCAUAAAUGGAACAGUGGAGUGUUUGUCGGCUGUGUCUGCAGUCAAAUGAGGGCAUUAUGAAGCCCCUUUCGGACGUGACUUAUAAUAUGAUUCCCUUCUUCAACAUUUACUUUGAACUCGUGGGAAUUACCUUCAUGGACUAUCCGACAUUCCCAGGAAAGAUCUGUAUGUCCUGCGAAGAACAACUGUAUCAAGCCUACAGGUUCCGGGAGCAGUGCUUGGAAACUGAGGAUAGACUGAAAGAGUUUUUGAAUGAAGGAAGCAACAAUUUCGCUAAUGAAUUCAUUACCUCCCCAAAAAAUAAGGAGAAGAAACCAUUUAUAACCAUAGAAGGAGUUUUUCAAGGAUCAUCGUCUGACCAUGCUUCAACAGAAAAAAUUAACAUUAAAAAGGAAUAUGAUUCAGAAAUGGAAUUUGAUUUUCCAGAGUAUGAGACUACCUCAACAAGUAUUGGAGAUUCAAAUUCAUACUCACUGGACAAGAGCAAAGAUGCUGAGGAUGCGAAAGAAGAUUCGAAGACUAAAAAGGAAGUGCCAUUGCAAAUAAUUCUAUGUAAGCAAUGUAAGGGAGCAUUCAAAGGAAUUGUUGUGUUCAAGAAACAUAAUUGCAACAUGCCAGGAUCAAGUGCUAAUACAAAGCCGAAAAGAGUCAGAAAGGAAAAACCUAAGAAAGUCUACGAAUGCACGGAAUGUCAGAAAAUUUUUCAACAAUCUCAUGCCUAUAUGAUUCAUAUGGAUAAACAUAAUAACUUCCUCAGAUAUGCUUGUGAUCAGUGCGAUAAAAAAUUCUCAACUUGGCUCCAGAGACGCAAUCAUGUUUACCGAAUUCAUCUUAAGAAGGCAUACUGUGAGUGUUCCUACUGUGGCAAAGGCUACUACAAAAAACACGACUUAUCUGUUCAUAUUAAUUCUGCACAUCUGAAAACUAAAACCUCUCAAUGUGACACUUGUGGGAAAACCUUCUACAAUGUGAAACAAUUCCAAAAGCAUUUAAAAAAUCAUGGUCCACAGGAAAAAGUUCAAUGCAAAGUAUGUUCGAAGUGGCUGAAGAAUGAAAAGACUUUGGUACAGCACAUGAGGAUACAUAGCGAUGAGAAAAACUACAUUUGUCCUGUGUGUUCCUUAGAAUUCACAUGGAAUGCAUCUCUAAAAUCUCAUGUUAGGAGUGUUCAUCCUGAUCAUGUGCAUCUCCUGCCACCUGAUGGGACGAUCGUCAAUAAAGGAUAUCUCAAAAAACUUGCAGAAAAUGCAGAAAAUGCUUAAAUUAUUACUGAAGUAUAAUAAAAUAUAUCUAAGGGCAUUUAAAUGAAAUAGAAAAAUAAUACAGUUAUUAUCA